AUGUCCAAACGACCACGAACCCUCGACAGUUUCUUCGCCCCUCCAGCAGUCAAGAAAGCCCGAACAGAUUCCACGAGCGUCAGCCAAAUCACAGCCAAUACCACACCAUCCAAUACCCAACACCCAACCUAUCCCUUCGCCAUCGCCCAUCUCCCGCCGGAGAUCAAUGAGAUACUCAACUUUGCUCCCGCCGACGAAGGGCGCAUCAUCAACGACCAGCCCGAUUUGGAUCUCGUCUAUUACCACCCUUACAUCCCCAAAGACAUCUCCCGCCCACUUUUUGAAUUCCUCCGCCGCGAGUUGCCCUUUUACCGUGUCAAAUACAACAUCAAACGUGGGCCCGUGGAAACGCAGAUCAACACUCCCCGCUGGACGACGGUAUUCGGGAUAGAUGAGACGGCUCGCUUCGACCCCAACGGAAAACUUGUCGACGCCACGACUGGCACCCUCCUACCCAAAGACACAUACGCCUGCAAUCCCCGACCGAUCCCUCAGAGCCUCGACGUGCUGCGCAUCCUGACGGAGAACACGACGGGGUGCAAAUUCAACUUUGCCUUGGUCAAUUACUACGCCACCGGAACCGACAGCAUCUCCUACCACAGCGACGACGAGCGCUUUCUCGGCGUCGAUCCAGCCAUUGCGUCCUUCACUCUCGGGGCGACACGCGACUUCCUGCUGCGGCAUAAGAAGACGCCCGACGGAGAUGCGACGGAGAGCAAGCCCAUGAAGUUCCCUCUCGUAAGUGGUGACAUGGUGCUCAUGCGUGGCACCACACAAAAGAAUUGGGAGCACAGCAUCCCCAAGCGCAAAGGCGGGGAUGCGGACAGAGGCCGGAUCAACAUCACCUUCCGCCGGGCCAUGAUCAAGGGUGGGACGGCGAAUUAUUAUCGAUACAACGUCGGAGAUGGCCCGGUGUACAAGUGGGAUGAAGCGCAGAGGGAGAUGAUGCAGCCGAGUAGAACAGAGUGA
This is a messenger RNA of Neohortaea acidophila, 969 nucleotides long. RefSeq lists its product as uncharacterized. The transcript has a single exon. NCBI's taxonomy places the organism in Eukaryota, Fungi, Ascomycota, Dothideomycetes, Mycosphaerellales, Teratosphaeriaceae. Gene Ontology annotation, biological process: DNA repair. The record is from RefSeq and is a predicted model, not a curated record. The coding region runs from base 1 to 969 and encodes 322 amino acids.